This is a messenger RNA of Aspergillus bombycis, 1467 nucleotides long. It is a transcript of the gene pex12, whose product is annotated as ubiquitin-protein ligase peroxin 12. Gene Ontology annotation, cellular component: peroxisomal membrane; peroxisomal importomer complex. Gene Ontology annotation, molecular function: protein binding; ubiquitin-protein transferase activity; zinc ion binding. The transcript is spliced from 2 exons. Gene Ontology annotation, biological process: protein monoubiquitination; protein import into peroxisome matrix. The record is from RefSeq and is a predicted model, not a curated record. NCBI's taxonomy places the organism in Eukaryota, Fungi, Ascomycota, Eurotiomycetes, Eurotiales, Aspergillaceae. Bases 1 to 1467 code for a protein of 488 amino acids.
AUGGAAUAUUUACCCAGUCUUCAACAGGAGUUUGACGAGCUCAAGCCGUCUCUGUUCGAACUCCUCGCCGAACAGCAACUGUCGGACCUUCUCCCUCCAUCUAUUCGAUAUAUCCUUGCGGUUGCCACUCACCGCCAUCCUCGAUACCUGCUGCGGAUACUGAAUUCUUACGAUGAGAUUUACGCACUUCUAUCUUUGCUAGUUGAGCGGUACUAUCUCCGAAAUUUUGGAGGCUCUUUCACCGAGAACUUCUACUCUCUCAAGCGUGAGCGCGUUCUCAGGACCAAGAAUGGCGAGAUCCCACGCGCCCAGCUCGGCGCCCCAGGCCCCGUCCGUGAGACACUUAAACUGCGUUCCUCAGAUGUAUGGAAGAACCUGCUCAUCAUGGUCGGUAUCCCGUACCUGAAAUGCAAGCUAGACGAAGGCUACGAUAUCCACGCCGCCCCCCAGGCCUCGCUGAUCAUGAGCGGCGGACCCCGAUAUGACCCCAAUGACGACCUCCCACCAAACCCAACAAUCCGGCAGCGAUUACUCCACUACUAUAAGUGGUUCCUUCGAAACGUAUACCCAUCCGUCAACGCCGCUUACUACUUCUCUAUCCUAGCCUUCAAUCUAGCCUACCUAUUUGACAACACGAAAUAUUCCUCCCCAUUCCUUUGGCUCAUCGGCACCCGAAUUCGCCGUCUUGGUGGCGCUGACCAUAAGGCCAUUGCAGACAUGCUGGAAGCGAAGCCAGCCGCUGGCCCCGGUGGCCGGGGACGCUCCCGCCCAGGCUCCGGCCUGCUGGGUCUGCUGAGCCCCCAGAACCUCUACCCUCAACUCCUGUCAUCUCUCCGCUACUUCCUCCCCGCAUCUAUCUUCGCCCUGAAGUUCCUUGAAUGGUGGCACGCGAGCGACUUCUCGCGCCAACUAGCCCGCAAAGCAACCGAAGUCCUGGACUUACCGGCCCCGGUCACGAACGGAAUGGUUCUCCCUUCGGAGAGAAAGAAGCUUGCCGAAGAGAAAGAGAAGAAGAAACAAGAACCUGACUCGCCGACGCGCAAAUCGGCCCUCAAAUCUUCACGCAAACGCAUCCAACCGCCUAUCUCGGCCACCUCAUACUUACCCAUCUUUACUGUCCCUCUCCCACCCCCGGACUCGGAUGCGGCAUCUACCUGUCCUAUCUGUCUCAGCCAGCUGGCGAACCCGACUGCGUGCCAGACGGGGUAUGUCUUUUGUUAUGUGUGUGUCUUCCAUUGGCUUAACGGGGAACAUCAAAGACAAAUUGACUUCAUGAAUGGGGAGGACGCAGGCACCACGUGGGGGGAUGAGUCCGAGGAUGAAGAGGCAAAGAAGGGUGAUGAGGAGAAGGCCGGUGAACAGGGUCAGAGUCGGGAGGGCAAAUGGGAAAGUGGGAAGGGCAGGUGUCCCGUGACGGGAAGAAGAGUGCUGGGUGGCACGGAAGGCUUGAGACGAGUAUUGAUUUAG